CUUCAGUUUAUCAUUACGUGUUGUUGUUUCCCUUGGUUGCUGGCGGAAGAGUUCUGUCAAGUACCGACUCUCUUAGAAGAACUAAAAGAAAACUUUAAACAGAGAGAGAAUGGAUGCAUGGAACUCCACUCCAUUAGAAAUCGCAUACAUAGUUUUUGGUUGGAUUUCUUUUGCUUCUUGGGGUUUUAGUUUCUAUCCUCAGAUUAUUCUCAACUUCAGAACAAAAAGUGUUGUAGGACUGAAUUUUGACUUCUUGGUUCUGAACUUGACAAAGCACUCAUCAUAUCUUAUCUACAACGCCACUCUCUACUUUAGUCCUGUUGUUCAGAGACAAUAUCAUGAGAAAUAUGGAUUUGACCAGAUGAUCCCCGUAGCUGCAAACGAUGUAGCUUUCUCAACUCAUUCUGUUAUGCUGACAGCAGUUGCCUUUUACCAAGUUUUUAUCUAUGAACGUGGAACUCAGAAGGUCGCCAGAUCUUCUAUUGCAAUCACUGCAGCAGUUUGGGUGUCUGCUGCAGUUUGUUCAUUUGUAGCAUGGCCAAACCAAUCUUGGCUAUGGCUGAUAUCUGUCUUCAACGCAAUACAAGUCACCAUGACAGUCAUCAAGUACAUUCCACAGGUCCUCUUGAACUGCAAGCGGAAGAGCACUGAAGGAUGGAGCACUGGCUACGUAUUCCUUGAUUUACUUGGAGGUGUGACCAGCUAUACACAAAUGGUUAUGCAAUCUAUAGAUCAGGGUUCUUUGGUGAACUUUUACGGGAAUUUGGGAAAGUGUUUGCUCUCAUUGGUAUCCAUCUUCUACGACCUUAUCUUCUUGUUUCAACGUUAUGUGUUGUACCAUUACAAGAAGGACGAAAUAUCUUCCAACUCAGAGAUGGUUCACGAUGAGAGUGCAGCUCCACUGAUAAAGUCCUCCUACCAUUCCCAAGCAGAAAACGUUUAACUCCUGUAUUUCUAUAUUUUUCGCCUGAAGUGUUCUUUUUUUUUUUUUUACUUCAUGUAGUAUAAGUGCUGCUUUUACAGAGCAAAUAAAUUCUUGAGCAAAAUAAAACUUUCAUGAUCUUUAUAUCCUAUCAAGUUGAGAAGAUUUAUUUGUACAAUGAUCUCUUUCUCUCAUCAGAUGCAUGGAUAAGACCCAAGGGUCUUCAACGACACUGCAGUCAAGAACCACUUGGAAAGAUUUCAGACUGGCUACAUCUUUGAGUGACCCACACACUCAAGCCCUUGCCUUUGCUUAUGUUACUAAUAGAGCAAAUCAGUCAUCGUACAUGUCAUCAUCCUCUCCAAAAAAGUAGCUCACUGAAAAAGCUUUCACCUACCUGUUUUCAUCAGCCAGCAGCCUUGGAAAGAUUCAUCAACCCUGGACCACAGUGAAGUUCACUCACUGCCUUUAGGAACUCCAAGUCUCCAACACUCAGUUUCACCUGCCAUUAAGAAGAAAACCGACGGAGGAGUUUCUUGAAAACGCAAAACAAGUUCCAGGAAGAACUAAUUCAGUUUCUCUGUACUAAUAACUGGGGAAUUGGAUAUUAAGGACUGCAAAACAGCAAGCAGAAAAGAGAUAGUACACAAACGAACCAACAAAUUGGAUAUCUAGUUUUACUCUGUCAACAAAUAAUUGUGUGCUAGAAUGAAUUUCACUGACUAACUAAAUUUCUCUGUAAUUCUCGUGCAAUCUCAUUUGAUUCUGAACGAUUUA
Molecule: messenger RNA, 1699 nt
Organism: Papaver somniferum (opium poppy)
Lineage: Eukaryota; Viridiplantae; Streptophyta; Magnoliopsida; Ranunculales; Papaveraceae
Product: cystinosin homolog
Exons: 9
Coding region: 110-943 (277 amino acids)
Biological process (GO): L-cystine transport
Cellular component (GO): vacuolar membrane
Molecular function (GO): L-cystine transmembrane transporter activity
Source: RefSeq, a predicted model, not a curated record